Auanema sp. JU1783 is the source of this 435-nucleotide messenger RNA. The record is from the annotation of a GenBank genome assembly. Lineage: Eukaryota; Metazoa; Nematoda; Chromadorea; Rhabditida; Rhabditidae.
AUGUCGUUGGCUCUCCGUACUUUGGGUGUUGCUCGUAACCAACUCCGCUGUGCUUCCUUCCAGGCAAUCCCAACCAAUGCUGGGAAGGUCCCACCAACCGUUGAGCAAUUCGACCCUCUCAAUCCAGGAGAGUGGCAACUCGGAGCUGGAGGAAAGAUCCUUCCUCGUCUUCCUGAGGGAACACGUGUCGGCAAGCUCGUAAUGGGAAAGUACGGUCUCUAUGAUCCAGUACUUCGCAAAAGAGUUGAAACUUACUCUCAAGCUCUUCUUGAUGGAAAGAAGUCUGAGGAAGCUGGACCUUACGAUCGUGGAGUUUCUACCAUCGUUAAGAUUCUGGGAACAUCCUGUUUUGUUAUCGGUCUGUACAACCUCGUCACUCUCGCUUACGGAAAGCCUCUUCCACCAUACACCGGCCUCAAGGCUCCCGGCUCUUAA